AUGGCCUCGAUUUUCCAAAGAGAGGCUCAGGCCCGGGAGUGUAAGGCUCCGCGGAGGUCAAGAUUUGGCUGCCGAAAUUGCAAGCUCAGAAAACUCAAGUGCGACGAAAGCAAACCGAAUUGCAAGAGAUGUAGUUCAUUUGGGGUAUUAUGCAACUUCGCGUCGAAUAUUCCCGACCUACAGCCCGUCGCCGCUGACUCAGGGAGGCCAUUGACAGUUCGACGGAGAGCACAGCUUCUGCCUCCUGUCUGCAGUGCUGUCUGGACUUCUGAUGAAAUCACAUCAUAUCAAUUGAACGCAAAGUGUCAAGACUUCAUCACUCGGUAUCUCGGUCGAAGUCUUACUACCCCGGAUGAUCCUAGUAUGAAAUACGUUAAUCGCAAGCUCCUGAGACUAGCCUUCACUCACCCUUUCUUAAUGCACGCCUCUCUAGCUGUGGCACUCACAUAUGACCGCCAUCUGCAUAACUCCUUGGGCAAUCGUCACAGUCUAGAAGAGUGCUAUCACUGGUCUCAAAGCACAGCUCUUCUCAACAGGCGAUUAAGAAAACCGAUCAAAGCAGAAGACAAGGAUGCAAUCUGGGGCACUGCGGCUGCUUUGGCUAUCUUGUCCGUUUCAUCCCCUGAAGCAUAUACACCCGAAGAAUCGUGGCCUUUAAACCCAUCCGACAACUCCAACCUGGACUGGAUACAUAUGAGCAAGAGUAAAAUGGCACUGUGGGACAUAGUGAAUCCGCUACGACCGGACAGUCUUUUUUGCGUCAUGGCGGCAACCUUUGCUCGUAUGGAAGCACCCUUGUUGGGGAAGGGUACAGAUGGUGUUCCAAGUGCCUUGGCUGGAAUCUGUCUCCUCGAAGACUCAUCUACCGCGACAAACAAUCCGUAUUUCCAUGCUGCCCAUGCCGUGUCUCAAGUUAUGGGUCUUCCAGAUAAUGAGGUCACAACAGGUGAAAGUCAAAUAUUCAUUCGCACUAUUCAUGGCCGUUUUGAAGACCUACUUCGGGGAAGAGACCCUGUAGCACUUCUGCUGCUGUAUCUAUGGUACCGCAAAGUAGGCCGAAGUAUAUGGUGGAUUGAACUUAGAGCUAGAGUGGAGUGUCCUUCCAUUUGCUUGUACUUGCAGCGGCAUCACAAAGCGAAUGUUGCGGUACAGGCAUUUCUUCCAGGGGGCUCACUUGCUGAAAUGGGGAACUAA
Molecule: messenger RNA, 1194 nt
Organism: Penicillium longicatenatum
Lineage: Eukaryota; Fungi; Ascomycota; Eurotiomycetes; Eurotiales; Aspergillaceae
Product: Zn(II)2Cys6 transcription factor domain-containing protein
Exons: 3
Coding region: 1-1194 (397 amino acids)
Biological process (GO): regulation of transcription by RNA polymerase II
Molecular function (GO): DNA-binding transcription factor activity, RNA polymerase II-specific; zinc ion binding
Source: RefSeq, a predicted model, not a curated record